Messenger RNA from Salarias fasciatus (jewelled blenny), 1331 nucleotides. RefSeq names its product dual specificity testis-specific protein kinase 1-like. Lineage: Eukaryota; Metazoa; Chordata; Actinopteri; Blenniiformes; Blenniidae. Bases 228 to 1178 code for a protein of 316 amino acids. Gene Ontology annotation, cellular component: cytoplasm; nucleus. Gene Ontology annotation, biological process: protein phosphorylation; actin cytoskeleton organization. The transcript has 9 exons. The record is from RefSeq and is a predicted model, not a curated record. Gene Ontology annotation, molecular function: protein serine/threonine kinase activity; ATP binding.
CACGGUGCAACAUGCAUUUGCUCCAGAGAGGCUGAGAGAGGCUGCAGCAAGAAGAAAAAACUCUGAAUAAACUCAAGAAAACAGUUUAAAAACAGAGAAGAUCGAGCGACGCACGAGGCUUCCUGCCGCGGGGAUGUGAUGGAAAGAGUUUGACUUUAAAAAGUCUGCCUGCUUUCAACAAGCUGCACGGGAAGGGAAGCUGCAGGAGUGCGUCCGACAUUUCCAGCAUGUGUGAUGUGGACGUGUCCUCGGAGCCCACCAGCCCCACCCUGUACGGCGAGUCCUCGGACCAGUACUACCAUGAGAACCGCUGGCAGAAGCUCCGCACCGCCGUCCGCAAGCUGGAAUUCUGGGAAAACUUCAGCGCCGAGCUGAUCGGGAGUGGCUUUUUCUCCAAAGUCUACAAGGUGAUGCACAGCACCACCCGGAAAGUGAUGGUGGUCAAGAUCUACAAGAACGACGUGGACCAGGACAGCAUCGUGCGCGAGAUCAGCCUCCUGCAGAAACUCUCCCACCCCAACAUCGUCAGAUAUCUGGGGAUCUGUGUGAAAGAAGACAAGCUGUAUCCCAUCUUAGAGUACGUGAACGGCGGCUGUCUGGAGGAACUUCUGGCCCGAAAAGACGUUGCUCUGUGCUGGAGGGAAAAGGUGGAGCUGGCCUGCGACAUCAGCCGAGGAAUGAUCUACCUGCACUACAAGAACAUUUACCACAGAGACCUCAACUCCAAGAACUGUCUGAUCCGGGUGACGUCUCGGGGCCGGGAGGCCCUGGUGGCGGACUUCGGCCUGGCCCGGGAGGUGGUGGAGCCGCCGGUGAAGGACCCCGGCAGGAAGCUGUCGCUGGUGGGCUCGGCGUUCUGGAUGGCGCCCGAGAUGCUGCGGGGGGAGCCGUACGACCGGAAGGUGGAUGUUUUCUCCUUUGGGAUCGUGUUGUGUGAAAUCUUAGCCAGGAUCGCUGCAGACCCGGAAAUUCUCCCCAGAACGCAGGACUAUGGCCUGGAUAAGACAGCGUUCAGAGAGCUGGUGACCGACUGUCCUCAGCGGCUCCUGGAUUUGGCCGCCAGCUGCUGCAUGGUGGAGUCCUUCAGACGGCCGGCCUUCACGGAGCUGCUGGACGAGUUGGGGGAGGUGGCGGAGAGUCUGGAGCCUCCACCGAAGCCCGAGCUGACCACCAGCUGAGCGGACCGCCCAGGAAACCCUGAAACCACGGGCUGUGUGGCGUGUUUGUUACUCGCCGUCCGGACAGACGGACUGAGUUCACAGAAAAACGAGUCCUGGAUGUUUCCGUGGCAACCCUUCACUCCUCCAUUGAACUCCACUGAGCUGCUGGUC